GGCAGUUAAUUUACCCUGCUUCAUAUGGAAUAACUGAAGACUCGUAUCAUUAUUUGUGGGAUAGUAUUAUUAGAAAUUCGAUAGAGAUGUUUGGAAAGCAUAACGCGAGUUUGCCAAUACUGGAAUUUGAUCGCAAUACUAGCAAACGAACCUCAACAGGUCGCAAUCGUCCAGAUAUGGUUGUAUUAGUAAGAAAUACUUGUCUUUUUCGAGGUGAAGAAAAGCCUCGCGAAGAUGCAGGAGAUCCUUCAAAAGAAUUAGUGGAUAAAUUCAAUGAUUGGACCUAUGGAGAUGCACCAUACAUCUUUGCAUAUUAUGCUGUUGGUAUCCAUGUCACAUUUGUUAUUUUGUAUAAGCCUGAAAAUAAGUCGACUAAAAAGAGAAAACCGAGCGUUUAUUCUGAACGGAUUGCAGAAUUUGAUUUAGAGC
Molecule: messenger RNA, 429 nt
Organism: Ambispora leptoticha
Lineage: Eukaryota; Fungi; Glomeromycota; Glomeromycetes; Archaeosporales; Ambisporaceae
Source: the annotation of a GenBank genome assembly